This is a messenger RNA of Leptidea sinapis, 1233 nucleotides long. RefSeq lists its product as uncharacterized. NCBI's taxonomy places the organism in Eukaryota, Metazoa, Arthropoda, Insecta, Lepidoptera, Pieridae. The record is from RefSeq and is a predicted model, not a curated record. The transcript has 2 exons. Bases 148 to 1149 code for a protein of 333 amino acids.
UAAUAACAAUGCCAAGCUCAAUUCUAAAUGUGGCAUCAAUAUUUGGCAAGUGCUAUAAUUUAAUUUCAGUUGUUCAUAUCUUGCCCAGGAGUUCACUGCAUCUGAUUCCUGCCCCAUCAAGCCUUCCUCAUCAUAGCCUAGUGAAUCAUGGGACUUUUGUUAUCAGUUAUAAUUACUUAUGCUGGGGUAAAUGAUGCUAUAGAAUGCAUUAAACAUAUUAUCAGCGGAAUCGUCCCAAAUACGGAUCCUGAUUUUCAAGAUUUAGUUGAACAUUACGCAAGGCUACUUCGAGGUUCCGUUGAGUUUAAUAAUGAAUGUGGAAAUGGCUACCUUGUCGUAGCUAGUGAUGAAAAUGGAACAAUAAAAUCAGCUUCAGUAAAAUUUUACGGCGGAAACCCACAUUCUACUGCUUUAUUGUUUUCUACAAAAAUAUCAAGCUUUGGUGAAGAUUCUUUUGAAGAUAAUUCUCGUGCCAACGGUGACUACAGAAUUGAAAGAUCUACGAAACCAAAAGCAAUAACAUCGGAAUCUUCUGGAUCAUUUAGUGUUGGGAAAAAUAUUUCGAAUUCUAACGAUUCAUACCAGAAUGAACAAUCUGUCAAAAAAGAGCGUCUCUCGUGGGAAUAUAUUCCAAAAGCUCCUUCCCCACAGCCAUUGCCGGAAUUUAGUUUUCAAUCGUACGAAGAUGACAGAAUUGGAGAUAUUGCUUUCAGUGACAAGUUUCUAAGAUCACUAGACGGGAUAAAUCGAAAUGAUCCAAGUUUUAGACGGAAGACAUUUCGUAAGCGAAAAUCAUCAUCUUCAAAUUCAUCCAGAGAUUCACGCGCUUCCCGCGAGGAGGAACUUAAGAUGUUCACGUCUCUCGAAGAAGCUGAAUUCAAAAGCAUGAAUAAUGAGAACAAUUACAGUGGUUUUGGGAGCGCUCCUAACUUAGCGGCACGUUCUUAUUCCAGAAGUCGAUCACGGGAACGCUCUAAUGAGAGAAAAAAUGUCAGUUUCAAUGAUCACGCCACAGCGGAUGAUGAAAGGUUAAAUUUAAGACAGAACAGUGUGCCGCGAUUGGGAUCGUUUGAGGAGAAAGAUGAAGCCAAAGAGAAUGAGGUAAAACAGACGGAAGAUGUUGAUUUCUGGUCUAAUAUUGCAGAAUAGUCUCGCUAAUGUCACAGCAGCACGAACGCUAUCAAGCUUAUGGGCAUGACUGAUUGAAAUUAAAUUAUAUGUACAACUUCCAAA